Molecule: messenger RNA, 6205 nt
Organism: Phyllopteryx taeniolatus (common seadragon)
Lineage: Eukaryota; Metazoa; Chordata; Actinopteri; Syngnathiformes; Syngnathidae
Gene: dync1i1a
Product: cytoplasmic dynein 1 intermediate chain 1
Exons: 19
Coding region: 159-2111 (650 amino acids)
Biological process (GO): transport along microtubule
Cellular component (GO): cytoplasmic dynein complex
Molecular function (GO): dynein heavy chain binding; dynein light chain binding
Source: RefSeq, a predicted model, not a curated record
CCUGCCUCACGUCGUGUUACAGUCAUCUCCAUCUGAAAUGCGCCUCGUCAGUCGCUGCCAUCUGAUGUGUUGAAACCUUCGGGCGGAGCAGUGAGACAGCAUCUUUUCGCGUCACACGUCAUUGUCAACACGAGUGGACAAGCCCCCCGUAGAGCACCAUGUCAGACAAAAGUGACUUAAAAGCAGAGCUGGAGCGCAAGAAGCAGCGCCUUGCCCAGAUCAGGGAGGAGAAAAAGAGAAAAGAAGAGGAGAGGAAAAAGAAAGAGGUAACCAAAAAAGCAGAGAGUCAACAGAAGACGGAAGCCACCUCAGAGGACUCAGACUUGGACCGCAAGCGCCGAGAGACUGAGGCCCUGCUGCAGAGUAUCGGCAUUUCACCCGAGCCUCCUUUAGUGCCAAAUCCUUUGUCCCCGUCCAAAUCAAUGAGCACGCCCAGCGAAACAGAGAGCCAGGAUUCAGCUGACGGCGGAACAGCAGGCAGGUCAGGUUUCUCAAAAAGCAAGUCCGAGGUACAAAGCUCAAGGACCCUGCAGUGGGACACAGACCCCUCUGUGCUGCAGCUGCAAGCAGAUUCUGAGCUUGGGCGGAGGAUGCAGAAGCUGGGGGCCUCUAAGAUCACACAAGUUGAUUUUCAACCAAAAGAGUUGGUCUUGUACAGCAAGGAGACACAAACGCCGCUCACCGCCCAUCUAUCUGAAGUAGAGGAGGACGAGGAGGAUGAAGAGCUGAUGGAAUCGAAGCCAGGCCCUGAGUUGGAGCUGCAUGAUGAAGAUGACAAGGAAAAUAAAGAAGCAGGCUCUUUCCCUGUGCUGCGGGAGCUGACGGAGGAGGAGAGGCAGCAAAUACUACACUCGUCUGAGUUCCAGAAUUUCUUCGACUGCAGCAUCCGGGUGAUGGAAAGAGCUCUGGCCGAAAGCGGCGAUAUCUUCUUCGACUACACCGGUCGAGCCCUGGAGGACAAGGAAGGAGACGUGGCUGGAGGCUCCAGUUUGUCCUUCACUCGACUUUUCUAUGAUGAACACUGGUCAAAACAUCGUGUUGUCACCUGUCUUGACUGGUCCCCUCAGUAUCCUGAGUUGCUUGUUGCCUCUUACAACAACAACGAAGAUGCUCCCCACGAACCGGACGGUGUUGCCCUGGUUUGGAACAUCAAAUUCAAAAAGGCCACACCAGAGUACAUCUUUCACUGUCAGUCUCCAGUGGUGUCGGUGGGUUUCGCCAGAUUUCAUCCCAACCUUGUGGUGGGGGGGACUUACUCGGGGCAGAUCGUCCUGUGGGACAACCGCAGUCACAGGCGGACCCCAGUCCAGAGGACACCCCUGUCGGCUGCUGCGCACACUCACCCCGUGUACUGUGUGAACGUGGUUGGCACCCAGAAUGCCAACAACCUGAUCACCGUGUCUACAGACGGAAGGAUGUGCUCCUGGAGUCUGGACAUGCUCUCUCAGCCUCAGGAGAGUAUGGAACUGGUGUACAAUAAAUCCAAACCAGUGGCAGUGACCGCCAUGGCGUUCCCUACAGGUGACGUUAACAACUAUGUAGUGGGUAGUGAGGAGGGCACUGUGUAUACUGCAUCCAGGCACGGCAGCAAGGCAGGGAUCUGUGAGAUGUUCGAGGGCCACCAGGGGCCCGUGACAGGGAUCAGCUGUCACAAUGCGGUGGGCACCGUGGACUUUUCUCACCUUUUCGUCACUUCCUCCUUCGACUGGACGGUCAAACUUUGGAGCACUAAGCAAAACAAGCCUCUCUACUCUUUUGAGGACAACGCCGACUACGUCUAUGAUGUCAUGUGGUCGCCUGUGCACCCUGCGAUCUUUGCAUCUGUGGACGGCAUGGGCCGCCUCGACCUGUGGAACCUCAACAACGACACGGAGGUACCAACAGCCAGUGUGACCAUUGAAGGCGCGUCGGCCCUCAACAGAGUGCGCUGGUCACCUGGAGGGAAGGAAGUGGCCGUGGGCGACUCGGAGGGCCGAGUGUGGGUCUACGAUACUGGAGAGCUGUCAGUGGCCCACAGUGACGACUGGACACGCUUCGCCCGUACGCUGAUGGAGAUCCGUGCCAACCGUGCGGAUGGCGAGGAGGAGGGGCCUGUGGAGCUGGCUUCAUAGAGCGUGACUACAAACCAAAGUGUGCUUUUAUAAGUGUCAAGUGUAGCAUGUGCUUCUUACUCAUGUUUGUGUUGGUUCUCCACCUUUGUGUACGUCAGAUUGUGCUAUUAUUGGUCUGGUUUGUUCUGAUUCUGCUCCCACGUACAUGCAGGUGGUUCUUCGGGUGUUGUUUAAAAUAUAUGGAAGUGGCUCUCCUCUUAGCCUUAUGAUGUGUGCUGUACCGACGCUUUGCACUAGUGUAAAAAGUCCUUAACUGUUUACAAAUGUCACGAUCACUUCACAUUGCGCUUCUUGCAUGCUGCAUUCCAGAGCUUAUAUUGUGUGGUUGUCACAUAUGGGCCUUUGGCUUCAUAUUCGAUCAUGAAGUACUACCGUAUAGUUAAUAUAUGGCAAUGCAGAAAGCUUCUUGUCUUUUGGUUUCCUCCUUAGCUUUUACGUCAAUGCUGCUCACAAGAAACAUUUGUACACUGAAAUCUACUGGAAUAAAUACACAGGCAGACAUUUCAUUCACAGGGAAAAGACAGUCUGUGUCUAAUUCAUGUACACAUCUGCACUGCAGCUUUGUGGAAAAAAAAAAAAAAAAAAAAGUUUCUCACAUUUUGUAAUCCAGUCGCUUACAUUCUAGGUCACUUAUUGGGUCACGUAUUGUGCUCAAAGCAUCCCGACUGUGACUGUUGUGAAUAAGCAAGUGAUUCGAGAGCGUGGCCCACUGGGAAAUGGCGGGACGACAAUAAAUACAGUCCAGUGUGUGCUAUCUGUCCUGAUUAACGGAUAGUCAACAGCUCAUGUCCAAUCUCUCUUCUACUUGUGUCUAGUUUUCUGGGUUUAAACAUUUAAAACAGGCAGUAAAAGAAAACUAAUUCAAGACUGAAUGCGUUGUAUCCUGUUUCUACUGUCCCUAACAUUCACCACAUUUAACACUAUUAUUAAUAGACUAAGUAGGUAUUAAAUACUAUAAAAUAAACUGACUGAAAAGCAGCGGACAAUCUCUAAAAAUGUAUGAUUUUUUUAAAUACAUUUUGAAAGUGAAAUAGCGAGCGAGCAGACUACACAACAUGGAUCAAAAGAAUUGCUCCUCCCUUUGUUACCUUUUCAAUUCAGUUGAGCUCAGCCAUGAGCAUGUUCUAAGGCGAACCUCAAAAAGGCUACGAGGGCCGCUCAGAGACUGUGGAUGGGCCUGAUGCGGCCCGUGUGCCGUACUUUGCCCAAGCGUGUGCUAAGUCUUUAAAUUCAUCCGUGAGGUCGCAGGGUCAGGGAUAGCGUGCACCAAACAACAAUGGGUGCUCGUUUGAGAACCAUUCCGAAAUUUUCAUGUGCACCUCUGGCUAUAGAAAUGGUUGGAUGGAUCUUUUUUUCACCACAGCGUCAUCUGCUGGAUUUUGUUACGCGCUCCCCCCACUUGCCCCUUAUGGGAAAUCAGUCCUGGUAGAAAACAAGUCUGAUGCUCCUCUGCACUGACAAAAAAAAUCCAAUUCACUGUAUGCGAUAUUUAAAAUGGCAGAACACUUCAUAAAACCUUUCCUAUGCAGUCCGCUAUAUGCACUGGAGGAGUUCUGGCCCCCAGCCCGAGGUCUGAGCUGUACCAAAGCCUGCUGGCAUCCCUGUGGAGACGCAAUCAAGAGUGUGCUCAAUAUAGUCCGACAUGUAUCUAAAACGAUCACUUAUUUCAAACGAGACUUGGCAUCAGCGAUCGAAUGAAAUCUCCAAUGUAAUCGUAACCGCGUAGAGUGAAGGGUCGAAUUAUUCUUUUCGCCCCGUUUUAAGAAACGUGUGGUCAAGGCGGUUGACCGUGAAGCAGGAUGUCUGCCGCACACAAUGAACAGUACACAAACGCGUCCGCAUCGCAUUACCAAAAAAGCCCGGUUGUUAUUUCAUCACUACUCUUUUGUCCUCCUCCUCUUCAGACAAUAGAAAGGUAAUGAGAGCAAUGCCCACUGUCAAAGUGACUGGUGGGCAGUGACGACAUGGCACCCAACCAGCCCCGCCCACUUGUGCAUGAAUGGGCUCAAUCAUCGACGGCGCCGUCAUUACCAUCAACUGCACCUUUCGACUCCUUGCGCCUUUUGGGGUAUUGUGCCGACCAAAUGAGCUAUUCAGGAGGUCAGCGGCGGCCACCGGGGGAAGCCUGACCACCUGCACUGAGGCACCAAAUAGCGUGUUGUGUGGCCUCCAUAUAAUACACGAGUAGCAGUUACAUGCUUGCUUAAUUAUUUGACUUUGGCUUUCUGUACUGGGCUACGGAUGCUAUAUAGUCAUCCUGGAUGUGAACAUGCACUACUCAUAAAAGGUUAGGGAUAAGCAGCUUUGAGAUGAAAUGUCAGGAUGAACCUAAAAUGCGCUGUAACCUUACAAGUGAACUUCAUUUGACCUUCUAUGAACCUUUUAAAUGCACAUGCCCAAUGGUCUGUUUCAGUACUUUUUACACAACUUGCUGUUCUUUAACAAGGAGCUGAACAGUAAAAUUUGCAUUUUAUCCAUGAAUGGAUGGAUAUUCCCAAGGGCGUCCACUUCUAUGCCUUUCUGUGACUCUUCCAGUCACUCAGUAGCCACCUGCUGAUGACACUCUGUGGCAUUGUAAUUCUAGAACAUUGUGUUUCAAGCCUUGCAUUGUCGAGGUACUGUUAUCAAUCGCUCGGUGUCGUCUUGGUCUCAUGAUGUCAAAAUGUGAACAGCGUGAUGAAGAGGACGAUUCGAUUCAAUUUCAACUGAACUUUUCAUUAGUCCACUUCAGUCACAUGAAUUUUUAACACUGUCAUAUUUAUUUUCCCUCGCAGGAUGAAUAAAGUAUCUAUCUAUCGAUGAAAAGGGUCAGGAUUUCCACUUGUCAUUCCGAUAACAAUAAAACUUUGCGUUACAUCUCACGGAAACAAAAUAUUUCCUCCAAACGGCCAACGGUGAUGUUUUUCGUAGACACGGCAAUGCCUGACCAAAUAAUGCUCGACAAACCGAGCAACUAAUUCAAUUUCCUGCGCUGACCGAAAUAAAAAAAAGAAUUGCCAGAGUGCUGAAACCGCUGAUAAAUAAAUGGGGAAAAAAACAGCGAGGAUAAAAGUGUCGCAGUGACAACAAGCAGACAGAAAUCGUGGCUCUCGUUUGAGCCCGGGAGCCUGUGGCUUCCAGUCUUGUGGUGGGAACGCGAAGAAAAAUUAUGAUUCUGAAUUAUGAAUUAUGAAUUUUCCAAGUUACGCUCGGCCCUAAGCACUGAAGAGAGCGCUGCUGACACCGAGUUAAAACAAAUAUUAUGUCUCCUCAUGCAAAUGUUUUCUCCGAAAGCCUUUGAUCAUGUGACUGUGCAGAGAUGUAAUUCAUGCUCAGACAACGAAAUGCGACACAUCGACAUCUCACAUGUGACUCACUAGAGAUCAGACUCGCAAUGAAAGGAUCGAAUUUGAAAUACUUUUGUACUUACUUACAGUGGUGGGAAAUAAAGUGCAAAUACAGUGGUGCCUUGAGAUAUGAGUGUAAUUCGUUCUGUGACUUUGCUCGUAGCACUCGCAUCUCAAAUCAUCUUUCCCCAUUGACAUGAAUGAAAAUCCCAUGAAUCCGUUCCAGCCUCCCCAAAAGACCAACAAAAAUGUUUAUAAUGUUGGAAAAGUAUAGCACUCUAUAAUAAUGGACUUUUAAAAAGUCAAAAUAUACAGUAAGAAGAAGCUCGUUACUUUGUCAGCAGAUGACAAUACGACGUUAAAAAAAAAAAAAAAAAAGACGUAAACAGAGCGGUAAAGUCAACCUCUGUUGAGAUUUGAACUGAUUAACUGAUUGAGAUCUAGUGUAUAUUACAAGGCAGAAAAAUAGGGACAGCAGCAACAUGGAGGAACGUCAACUAGGGCACAUUGACCACAAUGAUGCAACAGAUUACAGAGGCAAGAUAUUCAACAUACAUGGUUUUAUUUAAGAGAAUUGUCUGAGCUUGACAGCUCCAAGAAUGAGUCGUGGCCUAUGUGUUGUUUUGUAUCGGCCUAAAAAAAACACCAGCUUCUGGCACUCAAAAAUUCUCUGUCUAAACUGAUGGCUAAUUUAGUAGUUUUGUGUUAGUCAUGUCACAAUGUUAGCAAAGCCCAAUGUUUUGAUUAGUUAAUAAAAGAGGAAAACUA